AGUGGAACUUCUGUAGUGGCCCAUUAUUUAAUGUGAUGUCGGAGUCUAACGGCACUGACGUCUUGCCACUGACUGCUCAAGUUCCCUUGGCAUUUUUAAUGUCCCUGCUUGCUUUUGCUAUAACGAUAGGCAAUGCUGCGGUCAUUUUAGCCUUUGUAGCAGACAGAAACCUUAGACAUCGAAGUAAUUAUUUUUUUCUUAAUUUGGCUAUUUCUGACUUCUUCGUGGGUGUCAUCUCCAUUCCUCUGUACAUCCCUCACACGCUGUUUAACUGGAAUUUUGGAAGUGGAAUCUGCAUGUUUUGGCUCAUUACUGACUAUCUUUUGUGCACAGCAUCCGUCUACAGUAUUGUCCUCAUUAGCUACGAUCGAUACCAGUCAGUUUCAAACGCUGUGCGUUAUAGAGCACAGCACACUGGCAUCCUGAAAAUUGUUGCUCAAAUGGUGGCUGUUUGGAUACUGGCUUUCUUGGUCAAUGGCCCAAUGAUUCUGGCUUCGGAUUCUUGGAAGAACAGCACCAACACAGAGGAGUGCGAGCCUGGCUUUGUUACUGAGUGGUACAUCCUCGCCAUUACAGCAUUCUUGGAAUUCCUGCUCCCUGUCUCCUUGGUGGUCUAUUUCAGUGUACAGAUUUACUGGAGCCUGUGGAAGCGUGGGAGUCUCAGUAGGUGCCCUAGCCACGCUGGAUUCAUCGCUACCUCUUCCAGGGGCACUGGACACUCACGCAGAACUGGGUUGGCUUGUAGGACAAGUCUUCCUGGAUUAAAGGAACCAGCCGCAUCCCUUCAUUCAGAAAGUCCACGAGGAAAGAGCAGUCUCCUGGUGUCCUUAAGGACUCACAUGAGCGGUAGUAUCAUCGCCUUCAAAGUGGGUUCCUUCUGCCGAUCAGAAAGCCCAGUGCUUCACCAGAGAGAGCACGUGGAGCUUCUCAGAGGCAGGAAGCUAGCCAGGUCGCUAGCUGUCCUCCUGAGUGCUUUUGCCAUUUGCUGGGCUCCGUAUUGCCUGUUCACAAUUGUUCUUUCAACUUAUCGCAGAGGGGAGCGCCCCAAAUCGAUUUGGUACAGCAUUGCCUUUUGGCUACAGUGGUUCAAUUCACUUAUUAAUCCCUUUCUAUACCCUUUGUGCCACAGACGUUUCCAGAAGGCUUUCUGGAAGAUACUCUGUGUGACAAAGCAGCCAGCACCUUCACAGACCCAGUCAGUAUCUUCUUGAGGAGAAGCUUCAUGUGUGCCAGCUUCUGUCUCUCUGUCCCCUGAACGGAUCUAAGCUUCCAUCUUGCUCUGUCCGCUCGAGCAAACAAUGCACAAAAUGUAAUGUUCGACAAUUUUAAUAAAAACCCUCCACAUUCAAGUCAGUGGAACACGAGCCAACAGCAGUUUAAGGAACGUGACAAACUGACAGCUGCAAAAAUACUAAUAUUUUCCUCAGUGCUCUCUGUCUCUUUUUUGAUACAACAUUGAUUGUGUUACCCCUGUCUUCUUUCUGUCUCAGUGUUUUCUCCAAUAGCAUUAGUUUCUUUGUGUGUAUAUGUGUGCGUGUGUGCAUGUGUACAUCUAUGUGUGUGUACAUGUAUCUAUGUGUGUGCAUGUGUAUCU
This is a messenger RNA of Rattus norvegicus (Norway rat), 1594 nucleotides long. It is a transcript of the gene Hrh4, whose product is annotated as histamine receptor H4. NCBI's taxonomy places the organism in Eukaryota, Metazoa, Chordata, Mammalia, Rodentia, Muridae. Gene Ontology annotation, cellular component: plasma membrane; membrane. Bases 36 to 1211 code for a protein of 391 amino acids. The record is from RefSeq and is marked provisional. The transcript is spliced from 3 exons. Gene Ontology annotation, molecular function: histamine receptor activity; G protein-coupled receptor activity. Gene Ontology annotation, biological process: positive regulation of cytosolic calcium ion concentration; regulation of MAPK cascade; G protein-coupled receptor signaling pathway.